GGCAACCACAGAACAGCUCCGGAUGGCUCACAUGAUAGACCGUAAAAGCGAAGACGCUUCCGACGUCCGCAGAAUGGUCCUUGAGUUGAUGGAGAUGACGUGUCGCACGGAGGAAGAGGUGUGUUCGGCGCUGCACGACUCCGACAACGACAUGGUGGCCGCCUGCAACCUGCUGCUCGAGGAGAGCCCCAGGAUACAGGGCGAGUGGCAGACCAGCGAGAAAAAGAAAAAGAAACCACCCGCUGCCGGCAACGGGGAGCUCGAGACACGCGCGCGCGCGCCCAACAACAGACCUCGUCGCGGCGAAGGCGAAGGCGGUCGNAGAGAGUUGGCUAAGCUAAAGAAAUAG
Molecule: messenger RNA, 349 nt
Organism: Ostrinia furnacalis (Asian corn borer)
Lineage: Eukaryota; Metazoa; Arthropoda; Insecta; Lepidoptera; Crambidae
Product: protein lingerer-like
Exons: 4
Coding region: 23-349 (108 amino acids)
Cellular component (GO): nucleus; cytoplasm
Molecular function (GO): protein binding
Source: RefSeq, a predicted model, not a curated record